GGAUGAGCGGGGACUGCCGAAAGACGAUGUGUCUGUGUUGGGAUAAGAGGCAGCCGCUGUGAGUGGGAGUGUGUGAGCGGAAAUGCCGGGACAGCACCGUUAGGUGUUGAUGUCCAGGCUACCGCAGUGCCUGUGUAUUUACUCUCUUCUUAGUUUCGUGUUAGCGUUUAGUUUCAAGACACGUCGACAAAACGACUGUGAUUAAUGAAUGUACUAGCGAAAUAUUUGGGGGUGGGGGACAGAAGAAACCUUCAGCAAUCCAGAAGAUACUGGUUUUUCGUUUCCAAUGCUCUGGACCUUUAGAGAGCUCAUCACCUUUCCUUAUGGUCGCAAGUCUUGAAAGAAAGCGAGAGAGCAAGCGGGUUGGGUUGGGGCUGGAGUGGCAGAGGCCGGCCGGGGUCCCGGCAGUCAGGCCUGACGCGGCCCCGCGCCCUUCCCCGGCAGAGAAGCCCGGGACGGCCAUGUGCGUGGGCUGCGGGAGUCAGAUCCACGACCAGUUUAUCCUGCGGGUGUCGCCCGACCUCGAGUGGCACGCUGCCUGCCUCAAGUGCGCCGAGUGCAGCCAGUACCUGGACGAGACGUGCACGUGCUUCGUGAGAGACGGGAAGACCUACUGCAAGCGGGACUAUGUCAGGCUGUUUGGCAUUAAGUGCACCAAGUGCCAGGUGGGCUUCAGCAGCAGCGACCUGGUGAUGAGGGCGCGGGACAGCGUGUACCACAUCGAGUGCUUCCGCUGCUCCGUGUGCAGCCGCCAGCUGCUGCCUGGGGACGAGUUCUCGCUGCGGGAGCACGAGCUGCUCUGUCGCGCAGACCACGGCCUCCUGCUCGAGCGCGCCGCUGCCGGCAGCCCGCGCAGCCCCGGCCCGCUCCCCGGCUCCCGCGGCCUGCAUCUGCCAGACGCUGGGUCGGGCAGGCAGCCCGCGUUGCGCCCGCACGUGCACAAGCAGACGGAGAAGACGACCCGCGUGCGGACUGUGCUGAACGAGAAGCAGCUGCACACUCUGCGGACCUGCUACGCCGCCAACCCGCGGCCCGACGCUCUCAUGAAGGAGCAGCUGGUGGAGAUGACCGGCCUGAGCCCGCGGGUCAUCCGCGUCUGGUUCCAGAACAAACGCUGCAAGGACAAGAAGAAAUCCAUUCUCAUGAAGCAGCUGCAGCAGCAGCAGCACAGCGACAAGACGAGCCUUCAGGGACUGACCGGCACGCCCCUGGUGGCGGGCAGCCCCAUCCGCCAUGAGAACGCUGUGCAGGGCAGCGCAGUGGAGGUGCAGACGUACCAGCCGCCGUGGAAGGCGCUCAGCGAAUUUGCCCUCCAGAGCGACCUGGACCAACCCGCCUUCCAGCAGCUGGUCUCCUUCUCCGAGUCCGGUUCCCUAGGCAACUCCUCCGGCAGCGACGUGACCUCCCUGUCCUCGCAGCUCCCGGACACCCCCAACAGUAUGGUGCCGAGUCCCGUGGAGACGUGAGGGGGACCCCUCCCUGCCAGCCUGCGGACCUCGCAUGCUCCCUGCAUGAGACUCACCCAUGCUCAGGCCAUUCCAGUUCCGAAAGCUCUCUCGCCUUCGUGAUUAUUCUAUUGUUAUUUAUGAGAGAGGACCGAGAGAAACGGUCUGGACGGCCCAAGGCGCCAGGAUGCAACCUGCUUUCACCAGAUGGCAGACCUCUGCUCCGAGGACUCUACUUUUUCAAAACCAGAAUUUGGGAUUUACCAGAGUUAGCUCUGCCCUCUCCUCUCCGCGUAGCCGCCGCUCUGUCCCUCCACGCCCCACCUGUAUCCCCACCUCGGCCGGCCCCGAGCUCGCCCACGUGGAUCCCCGCCCUGCCCCCGCUCCGUGCUCCCUGGCGUCUUCGCCGGGGCUCUAGCGGAGAAGAGGAAGGGGAUAAGUCAGAGGAACAGACACUCAAACUCCCAAAGCGCAUGACUGCUGGGAAACAGUAGAAACCAGACUUGCCUUGAAAGUGUUUAAGUUAUUCCACGGAGGACAGAGUGUGUGAGCCUUUGCCGAACAAACAAACGUAAGUUAUUGUUAUUUAUUGUGAGAACAGCCAGUUCACAGUGGGACUCGUAUUUUGAUCUUAAUAAAAUAUAAUAACCCGG
Molecule: messenger RNA, 2098 nt
Organism: Rhinopithecus roxellana (golden snub-nosed monkey)
Lineage: Eukaryota; Metazoa; Chordata; Mammalia; Primates; Cercopithecidae
Gene: ISL2
Product: ISL LIM homeobox 2
Exons: 5
Coding region: 324-1466 (380 amino acids)
Biological process (GO): axonogenesis; neuron fate specification; positive regulation of transcription by RNA polymerase II
Cellular component (GO): nucleus
Molecular function (GO): cis-regulatory region sequence-specific DNA binding; DNA-binding transcription factor activity, RNA polymerase II-specific
Source: RefSeq, a predicted model, not a curated record